AUGUUAAAAAGGUCAGUCCAGCUUCUCAGCGCUGCCCUCGCUGUCAGCGCAACCUCAAGUCCUCUGCCAUGGCAGAAAAAUGGCACAUUUGGCUACGGAACUCUCUCUACAACACGGAGCAACAAUGGCUCUACUCUCCGUGUCAACAUCCAAAACGGACCUAUCAAUCUUUAUGACGCCAAACUAAGCACAGACAUGACGGCCCUUCUCAACAGCCUCAAACCCGCCAACAUCCCUUCCAACACGACACACCCGCCCCCAAAAGUGGUGGUCUUCUCCUCUGACAAUCCCGACUUCUGGAUUGGCCACUAUGACAUCAACCUCAUCCUUCCAGGAGGAACGAACUUGUCCACGAAUGAAACUAACGCGCUCUUCGCCUCCGCUAUAAACGGUCAUGCAACGGGCUCGGGGAACGAAUUCCUCGUCCAAUGCGACAUGGCCUUCGCCGGGCCGAACGCCGUCGUCGGAUCCCUGGAAGGUGCUGUUGGAGGCCUGCAAGGCAACGGUGGGAUCCAAUAUCUAGUUCGCAAAUUGGGGAUGGCGAAAGCUGCCGAAUACCUCCUGGCCGCCACGAGCAUUGGAGCACAGGAAGCCGCUGCAGUGGGAUGGGUGAACCACGCGUAUAGUUCUGCCGAGGAGUUGCGUGAGGCGGUUGACGCAUUGGCUUACCGCCUCUCUCUAUUUACAGCUGGGUCGCUGAAUGGGACUAAGACUGCCAUUCGAGCCUGGGGACCAAGCCCAGAGCAAAGUGAUGCGGAUAUUGCAACCAUCCUCCGACUAUUUCCUGAAGAAAUUGAACACUUGCCAAGGUUGAUAGAGUUGUCAGAUAACCAGACUGCUAAUGCAUUUGAGUUGGGAGCUCUCAGGGAUAUCAAGGAUGUUGAAGAACUUGUCAUUCAAUAAGCAUACUGGGGGUAGGCGAGUGCUAAUUGUCAAUUCACCGAAGUGAAGGGCAGGAGCGGAG
Molecule: messenger RNA, 964 nt
Organism: Lindgomyces ingoldianus
Lineage: Eukaryota; Fungi; Ascomycota; Dothideomycetes; Pleosporales; Lindgomycetaceae
Product: ClpP/crotonase
Exons: 2
Coding region: 1-903 (300 amino acids)
Biological process (GO): fatty acid beta-oxidation
Molecular function (GO): enoyl-CoA hydratase activity
Source: RefSeq, a predicted model, not a curated record